Prosopis cineraria is the source of this 2495-nucleotide messenger RNA. Its product is annotated as serine/threonine-protein kinase Nek2-like. Gene Ontology annotation, molecular function: ATP binding; protein kinase activity. NCBI's taxonomy places the organism in Eukaryota, Viridiplantae, Streptophyta, Magnoliopsida, Fabales, Fabaceae. Gene Ontology annotation, biological process: protein phosphorylation. The coding region runs from base 439 to 2259 and encodes 606 amino acids. The transcript is spliced from 15 exons. The record is from RefSeq and is a predicted model, not a curated record.
ACUCCUACAUCUUUAGAAGGCCUGGUCAUCAGUAUUCACUUCCAUGUUGACCCCAUCGUUUCUUUUCCUGCCUUCCAACACUUUCAUGUUCCGCAUCUAACACCCAAAAUCUCUCCCGGGGCUCCCCCCUGCCUCUGGCAUACUAUCCCUCGCUUUCAUAAAUUACAUUAUAAUAAUCUCACACUCGCACAUCCCCCCCCCCCACUCUCUCUGCCCUUUUUUUACUCCCAACGAGAAUGGCGGAGCUCUUCUUCUACUUCCUCUGCUGCCGCUACUUCUUCCUUUGCUCCUUCCUCAACUGCGCUUUCGUCUUCCAGCUCUUCUACCCAUGUCACGGCUCUCAUUCUCAGCUUCUUCUCUUCUCCUCUCGUUUUGAAUCCCUUCGAUCUGUCUCACUUCUUACUGUACUCAGGAGAAGGUUAAUCUCUUGUUGAACUCAUGGAGCAGUAUGAAAUACUGGAGCAAAUUGGAAAAGGUGCUUUUGGUUCUGCUCUUCUUGUGAGGCAUAAGCAUGAGAAGAAGAAAUAUGUGCUGAAGAAGAUCCGCCUGGCCCGCCAAACUGAGCGGUCUCGUAGAUCUGCGCACCAGGAGAUGGAGCUAAUCUCUAAGUUCAGAAAUCCAUUUAUUGUGGAGUAUAAAGAUUCAUGGGUAGAGAAGGGUUGCUAUGUGUGCAUCAUUAUAGGUUACUGUGAGGGUGGAGAUAUGGCGGAAGCUAUAAAAAAAGCAAAUGGAAUUCUUUUUCCAGAGGAGAAACUUUGCAAGUGGCUUGUUCAGCUUCUUAUGGCACUUGACUACUUGCACAUGAACCAUAUUCUUCAUCGGGAUGUCAAGUGUUCGAAUAUAUUUUUGACGAAAGAUCAAGACAUACGCCUUGGUGAUUUUGGACUUGCCAAAAUGUUGACUUCAGAUGAUCUUGCUUCUUCUGUCGUGGGAACACCUAGCUACAUGUGCCCUGAGCUCCUUGCUGAUAUUCCUUAUGGUUCUAAAUCAGAUAUUUGGUCUUUGGGAUGUUGUAUAUAUGAAAUGACGGCACAUAAGCCUGCUUUUAAAGCAUUUCAGGAUAUACAAGCACUGAUAAACAAGAUUAACAAGUCCAUAGUGGCCCCACUGCCAACAAAGUAUUCUGGUGCAUUUCGUGGUCUUGUUAAAAGCAUGCUGCGGAAAAAUCCAGAGCUUAGACCUAGUGCCGCAGAGUUGCUUGGGCACCCUCAUCUUCAACCUUACAUUCUCAAGAUCCAUUUUAAAAUCAGUAACCCCAGACGAAGUACGCUCCCGGCCCAUUGGCCAGGCUCCAAAUACACGAAGAAAACUAGAUUUGUGGAGCCAGGAGAUGAUCCUACUUCCACCUGCAGGGAUAAGUGGAAUUCUUUUAAAAAUGACCGGACUUUGAAUCCUAGCAUAUCUGGAGCUGAGCAAGAUUCUGCAUGCUCUACCUUAGAAAUAGAUUGCACUCCGGAUCAUUUGAAUCACCCGCUAGCAGAACUGUGCGUUGGGGAUAGCCCUGGAGUGAACAAAAUCCGUAAGCCUGGUGUUUCCAGGAAUUCAAGCAUUUCCAGAACUCCAAGAUUGACAUCGUCAAAAACUUUUGCCAGCCCUAAGAAACAGAUGGAGUUUUCAAGGAAUCGUGAGCUGCAUCCUAUUUCACACAAUGCCAGAAAAUCGCUCCAUGCAACUCGCAGAGCAUCAUUUCCGUUACCAGAAAGAGGUGCUGUUCUUGGCCAUGCAAAAUCACCUCAUAUUUCAGUAAACUCUCCCCGAAUUGACAGGAUAGCUGAAUUCCCAUUAACAUCGUUUGAGGGUCCACUGUUUCCCGUUAAUAGAACUUCAUCAACCUCUGCACAGGGUUCGUCAGUCUCCCCGCCCUGUGGUGAUCGUUCAAUCAUGAAAGAUAAAUGCACUGUUGAGGUAUCUGAUAGAGCUGCUGUCAGGCCUAGUUUGACCGAUGCCUUGCAAAGAACCAAAUGCAGCGUGUAUGAGGAAAAUGAUGAGGUGAAAAGCGGCUCCUCUGAUCAAAAUGCAACUGCCGGUGCAUCAAGCCAUACCUCUUCAGACUGGCGCCGCAGGCAUUUUGACACUUCAUCAUAUCAACAAAGAGCUGAAGCCUUAGAAGGGUUGCUGGAAUUUAGUGCAAGGUUGCUACAGCAGGAAAGAUAUGAAGAACUUGGGGUCUUGUUGAAGCCGUUUGGACCUGGGAAGGUCUCUCCACGUGAAACUGCUAUAUGGUUGAGUAAAAGCUUCAAGGAAAACACUCAACCGUGAAGAAUCCCUUUGAAGUUUAAACUACUGUACUUGAGUUAUCAUUCUAACUCGUAACCACUUUGUAGAGUUUGAUAUAUAUAUUUUUUUAGCCUUUUCGUAGAAUGUCGGGAACUAGAUUGCUGCUGGUUUUGUAGAUUGUAAGGAUUCGGCAAACAUUUUUCCCCAGUUACCGAAUCAUGUUAUGCCAAGGACACAAUCUGAAAAUUGAGGAAGAAACAGACAUCUUCAUAAUAUAA